Acanthosepion pharaonis is the source of this 825-nucleotide messenger RNA. Lineage: Eukaryota; Metazoa; Mollusca; Cephalopoda; Sepiida; Sepiidae. The record is from the annotation of a GenBank genome assembly.
AUGGCAAAUAGAUUUAAAACCUUUCACCAUUUGUCACUAUCAAAGGACGGAAAAUUUCUUUCCUUCUUUUCUUCCUUUUAUUUUGCUUCCCAAAUGGUUUUUUUCCUUUUUCUUUCUCUUUCCUUUUUCUUUCUCUUUCCUUCUUCUUUCUCUUUCCUUCUUCUUUCUCUUUCCUUCUUCUUUCUCUUUCCUUUUCCUUUCCUUUUUAGUCAUGUAGGUGACCAUCUAUCUAUCUAUUUAUAUAUCUAUCUAUCUAUCUAUCUUUGUUACCUUUCUUUCUUUCUUUUUCUUUCUAUUCUAUCUAUCUAUCUAUCUAUCUUAUCUAUCUAUCUCAGUCUGUUAUAUCUGUUAAAUCUAUCUAUCUUUCUCAGUCUCGUUAUAUCUAUCUAUUUUAUCUAUCUAUCUAUCUAUCUAUCUAUCUAUCUAUCUAUCUAUCUAUUUUAUUUCCUUUCUUUCUAUCUAUCUAUGUUUCUCAGUCUCGUUAUAUCUAUCUCAUCUAUCUAUCUCAGAUCUAUUUAUAUCUAUCUAUCUAUCUAUCUAUCGAUCUAUUAUCUAUCUAUCUAUCUAUCUAUUCAUCUAAAUGUUAUCUAUGUUCCUUUUCUUGAUAUCUAUCUAUCUAUCUAUCUAUCUCAGACUUUUAAUCAUUCUAUCUAUCUAUCUAUCUAUCUAAAUUCUAUCUAUUUAUCUAUCUCAGAUAUUUAUAUAUAUCUAUCUAUAUAUCUAUCUCAGUCUCGUUAUCUCUAUCUAUCUAUGUUCAUUUUCUUUCUAUCUAUCUUUCUCAUUUUCUUUCUGUUUUAUAAAUAUAUCAAUAAGAAAACCGAUUAA